AACAACAAGAGGAACGUGACGCGACGUAACGCAGAGGCUGUCACGGCUACUUCUUCACUCUCCUCUCUUGACGUAAGAUUUUUUAAAUCAAAAUGGCCACAUCAGCAAGUUCGCACCUAUGUAAAGUUGUAAAGCAGCAGUACAUGGAGCUCCCUCAGGGAGGUAAGGUCCAAGCCAUGUACAUUUGGAUUGAUGGAUCUGGAGAGGGAUUGCGCUGCAAGACCAGAACUUUGGAUUUUGAACCCAAGAACAUCGAGGAUCUUCCUGAGUGGAAUUUUGAUGGCUCCAGCACCUACCAGUCAGAGGGCUCCAACAGUGACAUGUACCUGAUACCAGCAGCUAUGUUUAGGGACCCAUUCAGGAGAGACCCUAACAAGCUGGUUCUGUGUGAAGUGCUCAAAUACAACCGCAAGCCAUCCGAAUCCAAUCUGCGUCACACCUGUAAGCAGAUCAUGAGCAUGGUGGAAAAUCACCACCCUUGGUUCGGUAUGGAACAGGAGUAUACUCUGCUGGGCACAGAUGGACAUCCUUUUGGCUGGCCUUCCAAUGGCUUCCCUGGUCCUCAAGGGCCCUAUUAUUGUGGAGUGGGAGCAGAUAAGGCCUAUGGACGGGACAUAGUGGAGGCCCACUAUAGAGCUUGCAUGUAUGCUGGGGUACAGAUCUGUGGAACCAAUGCUGAAGUUAUGCCUGCUCAGUGGGAGUUCCAGGUUGGGCCUUGUGAAGGUAUCAACAUGGGAGACCACCUGUGGGUUGCUCGUUUCAUCCUUCACCGAGUCUGUGAGGACUUUGGUAUUGUGGCCACCUUCGACCCUAAGCCUAUCCCUGGUAACUGGAAUGGUGCUGGCUGCCAUACUAACUUCAGCACAAAGGAGAUGCGAGAAGAGGGUGGACUAAAAGCCAUUGAGGAGUCAAUUGAAAGACUGGGGAAGAGGCACAGCUACCAUAUUCGGGCCUAUGAUCCUAAAGGGGGUCUUGACAAUGCCAGGCGCCUGACCGGUCACCAUGAAACCUCAAACAUCCACGAGUUCUCAGCUGGGGUAGCCAAUCGCGGUGCUAGCAUCCGCAUCCCUCGCUCCGUGGGCUACGACAAGAAGGGCUACUUUGAGGACCGCCGCCCAUCCGCCAACUGUGACCCAUAUAUUGUCACAGAGGCUCUGGUACGCACAUGUUUACUAAAAGAAGACGGGGAUGAACCCACAGAUUACAGCAAAUGAAUGCCCCGAGACUGAUUCUCACCUCUCCCUUUAAGAUUACACCUGAAGAUGAGGAAAAAAAAAGUUUAAUUACCGGUACUGUAAUUUGUCAGUCUAAAGUGAGAUUUUAUGGGUGUAGUCUUGUAGGUUGUUUUUUUUUUUUACAGUUGGUUCUAUUCUGUGCUUUCUUACCUCUGACAUGGACACUGCCUUUUGUUUUUUAAAAAGAACAGCAAAUGUCAUUAUGAUGGGGGAGAUUCAUAUUGGAUUUUCUCCAUAUUGUUUAUCUACUUCAUUAUUUUUUAUAGAUUCAUUCAUGUAAUAUCAUAGAUAACGUGCGCUUACCUUGAUACUGCCAGUAGUGCAACAGGGUUGUACUUUAGAGUUUUUAAAACUGGUCCAAAGAAUUGUAUGAAUGUUUUGAUUUUUUUUUUAAUACUCUGCCCUUUUGUGGAAAAACGGCCGAUAUGUCUUGUCAACGAUAAGUCAUCCAAACACUAUAAAAAAAAAAGAUUUCAACACGAUGCAUGGGACUGUGAUCACUUUUCAAUAAUUUGAGGAAAAGCUCAAAUAAACAUUUUAACAUUUUUAUAUAACUGAAUAACCUGAGUUUGUCUUGUUGAAAAUAUUGCUUAACUUUCCCCCUCUGAAAUGAAAGUGUAAGUAACGUCUUGUUGUGCAAGUCCGUGACUUGGAACGAUAAUAAGAUGGAAAACAUCAACAAACAUGAGAACUCAAUUAACUGCCACGCUGAAGGGCAACUAUUAGGAGGAGCAGAAU
Molecule: messenger RNA, 1973 nt
Organism: Lampris incognitus (smalleye Pacific opah)
Lineage: Eukaryota; Metazoa; Chordata; Actinopteri; Lampriformes; Lampridae
Gene: glulb
Product: glutamate-ammonia ligase (glutamine synthase) b
Exons: 7
Coding region: 93-1214 (373 amino acids)
Cellular component (GO): cytoplasm
Molecular function (GO): glutamine synthetase activity
Source: RefSeq, a predicted model, not a curated record